GAGGCCGUCGUCUACUGGUGUAAGUCGGCGUCAGGGAGGAAAAUAGUGUUUAAAAUCGAUUUUUACAUCUUCAAAGGAAAAAUCGACUUUAUCUUGAAGUGUUUGCCCGUUAAUUUUGCACACAAACUGUCGUUUACAAACAGGCAUUGUAGCAUCAGGAGUAUCUGCGGAAUCCGCGUAACCUACCACAGAAUCCUGGGACAUAAAAGAACAUCGGACUAUGCAACAGUGAGCAGCACCUGACCCUUUUCAAACCUUUAUUCCAGUGGUUCCAGGUGAACCUGUAUCCCCUCUCCCCCGUCUCCCUGUGUGUGUCCCCCACCCCCCAUCCACUCCACCUGACCCCCUGUCCCAUCCUCCCUCGUAUCUCACACACCUUCACAAAACUUCCUCCGCCACUCCACAAUAUACACAAGCACGGCGAAACACAAAACACUCCACACACUCGCUUAGCCUUCACCCCUCAGCCCCCCUCUGAGUGUACCGCAUACUCUGAAACCCACUGGGGGGCUGACCAUCCAUACGCAAGCUCAAAAACGCCAGCACACGCAAAACUCAAAAACCCAAGCUGGUGGUCAAACAAAUCACGAGAGAGAGGGGAUUGGGUAAAAAAAAACCCUACCUAACCGCUAAGUUCCCAGCAACCAUUGUGCUUUAGUUUUUGCUAUCAAGUCCUCAUCUCCCAUUUGAUCAAAACUCCCUAUCGCACGGCACAGUCAGUCGCCCUCCUUAGACCUCCUCUACACACCACCUCCUCUCCAGUGAAGUAGCAGCUAGCUAGCCAAGCGCCAUCAUCAUCAUCAUCAUCAUCCUCCUCAUCCACCACCACCAAUCAUCAUGUCCUCCAUCCUCCCGUUCACCCCUCCGGUGGUGAAGCGUCUGCUGGGCUGGAAGAAGACGGCCAACGGGUCCGGGGGUGCGGGCGGCGGCGGAAGCGGCGAGCAGAAUGGCCAGGAGGAGAAGUGGUGCGAGAAGGCCGUCAAGAGCCUGGUCAAGAAGCUGAAGAAGACUGGCCAGCUAGACGAGCUGGAAAAGGCCAUCACCACGCAGAACUGCAACACCAAGUGUGUCACCAUCCCCAGCAAUUGCUCUGAAUUGUGGGGUCUGAGCUCGCCAAGUACGAUAGAACAGUGGGAGGCGUCAGGCCUUUACAGCUACCCUGACCAAACCAGGUCCCUGGAUGGCCGUCUGCAGGUGUCCCACAGGAAGGGCCUCCCCCAUGUCAUCUACUGCCGGCUCUGGCGCUGGCCCGACCUGCACAGCCACCACGAGCUACGCGCCAUCGACACCUGCGAGUACGCCUUCAACCUCAAGAAGGAUGAGGUCUGCGUUAACCCCUACCACUACCAGAGGGUGGAGACACCAGUCCUCCCGCCUGUCCUGGUGCCAAGACACACGGAGAUCCUGACGGAGCUGCCUCCACUGGACGACUACACCCAUUCCAUACCCGAAAACACCAACUUCCCCGCCGGGAUCGACCCACCAAACAACUACAUACCUGAGACUCCACCACCAGGCUACAUCAGUGAGGAUGGCGAGACCAGCGACCAGCAGCUGAAUCAAAGUAUGGACACAGGCUCCCCAGCAGAGUUGUCACCAAGCACACUGUCACCUGUCAAUCAUGGCAUGGAUCUGCAGCCGGUGACGUACUCGGAACCGGCCUUCUGGUGCUCCAUAGCGUACUACGAGCUGAACCAGCGCGUGGGCGAGACCUUCCACGCCUCGCAGCCCUCGCUGACCGUGGACGGCUUCACCGACCCCUCUAACUCGGAGCGCUUCUGCCUGGGCCUGCUGUCCAACGUCAACCGCAACGCCACCGUGGAGAUGACCCGCCGGCACAUAGGUCGAGGAGUGAGACUGUACUACAUCGGAGGAGAGGUGUUUGCGGAAUGUUUGAGCGACAGCGCCAUCUUCGUGCAGAGCCCCAACUGUAACCAGCGGUACGGCUGGCACCCCGCAACCGUCUGCAAAAUCCCCCCAGGCUGCAACCUGAAGAUCUUCAACAACCAGGAGUUUGCGGCGCUACUGGCCCAGUCGGUGAACCAGGGCUUCGAGGCCGUCUACCAGCUCACCAGGAUGUGCACCAUCCGCAUGAGCUUCGUCAAAGGAUGGGGUGCCGAGUACAGACGACAGACGGUGACGAGCACCCCCUGCUGGAUCGAGCUGCAUCUCAACGGGCCUCUGCAGUGGCUGGACAAGGUGCUCACCCAGAUGGGAUCCCCCUCAGUCCGCUGCUCCAGCAUGUCCUAAAGCCCCUACUCCUCCUCCUCUUCCUCCUCCUCCUCCUCUCCCCACAACCACCUCCUCCCUUCUCCUCCUCCUCCUCCUCCUCUCCUACCUACCCGACAACCGAGUCUACAAUCACAUAAGAGAAAGAAAAAGAAAAAAAACAACAAAACCAACAAAAAAAACAUCAAAAACGUCAAAAAACAAACAAACAAAACAAAACAAAACGACAACUAGAAGAACAACAGACUUGCUAUAAGCCCUCUCUUUCAUAGUACUUGUGAGCCCUUUUUCUCUCUCUUUCUCUUUUACUCUUUUUCUCUUUCUCUCGCUUUUCUCCAGACACUGAUCUUUUUCACUGUUCGGAACAGAGCUCGGCACUUGCUGUUGGUUCAGCUUCAUGCACCUUUGAUUCUUUUUUUUCUCUCUCCUAAGCCCUCAAUAUUAAAUGUAUUAGUGGUAGAACUGAAAAAAAAAUGUAUAUUGAUUUUUAGAAGACCAGGGAAAGUUGUGUAUUGUUCGCGGGGAAAGGACCAGAAGGCAGGAUAUUCUUGGCACAAGUGUUGCAGUAAAGCUUUUUAUGUUUUUUUUUUCUUCCUUUUUCUGUUCUUAUGUUCCCCCUUCACUUACCCCUACCCCCUCGAUGAAUUUAAGAAGAAAAAUUAAAUGGUAAAUACUUCUGGCUUUUUGAGCUCUAAAGGUUUUGUCUGCUUGGACAAAAAGUUACUUUUUCUGGCAAAAAGUUGCAUUUCUUACAUUUUUUUUGUCUUUGCAAGACUAAUUGAAAAGGUCCAAAAGUAUUAACUCUCCUCUUCUCUUUUGCCUCUUAUGUUAUUUUUUGUCCUUGGUAUAGUUAGUUUCUGUUUUCAAAGGAAUGCCAAAAGAUGCCCCCACCCCUCCCUACCCUUCCAUUUUAAAGGUAACCAUUAUGACUGCCCCCCUCCCCCCACUUUCCACUCUACCCUGGCCCGCUUGAAGAGAAUGUUGCCUUUUUAUGAUUUGAGGUGUGCUCUGCUAAGACAUGCUUCUUUUGAAAAUUGAAUAUUGAAACAGAUAAGAAUGUCACCAUUGUACGGAAGAGUCAACCAACCAACCAGUCAAAACGCCCCUCCCCCAGCACAAGUGAAAGGCAGUAUAAACCCAAAACAUGAGCCCCCAAAACUGGACCAUCAAACUCUGACCCAGUCAGGAGCCGCACAGGCUCGUAGUGGAGUAAAGUAGAGGUGUUGGUUCUGUCUUUCCCAGGCCCGUUCAGCUCUGUAUGCUCUCGCCUUUAGGAGCCCAGCUGUUGCCUUGGGGAGCCCAGGUAUUGCAGUAGGUCCCAGAGUAACAUGGUGUCCAUGAAACGGUUUCUUGUGAAGGAUGAAUAAAAUUUAAAAAUAGCUGAAAUAUUCUUGCCAUCACUGAAAGAUUAAACAAAAUACGGUCUCACUCAGUCCAAAUCUUUCAAAAUGUUCAAGUAUUUAAGCUUUAAGUGUUGAUAAACUAGGCUAUCUUACACAAUUACAAGACUAUUUUUCCUUUUUGUCUUUCUUUUAGCUACUUUUUUGUAUUUUCAUGUAUUUUUAUAUAUAAAUAUAUUUAAAAUCUUUAACGCUCUCUCUUCCUUUUUAUUAGAAUUGAAAUAUUUUUUUAGAUCAUGCCCUCUUUUUAAACGGAACAUGGUGUUCAUAAAAGCAAGACAGUCCUGACAUUAGAAGAGGACUUGGCAGACACAUCCCUCUCUACCCCCCACCACUGCUGAGGCUGAUACUACCUAGCUGGUUCAGGAGAAAUCCAGGUUAAAUUAAGAGGUAAAUCAUCUAAUAGAAGAGCCUGGAGUUCAUCGGAAUAUGAGGACUCCAGCAGGCUCUUCUUCUGGAUGAUUUACCUCUUAACUUAACCUGGUUUAUUCCUGAUCCAGCUUUGUAGUAUCGGCCCCUGUUCUCCUAGGCUAGCCCAGCAUUCACAGUCCCUUUACUCACCCCCAACCUCCGCAUCCCUCUUGCUGAAAGAAGUAAACCGAGAAAUACCCAAACAGGCCUGUCACUUCACUCUACCUUACAUUUUUCUGUUUUUUGUUUUUGUUUUGUUGGUCUUCCUUUUAGUUCCAUGGUCACUGACAACGGAAUCAGUUAUGCCCUAGCUUGCUUUCUUUUCUCUUUUUUUGGGGAACAAACUCCAGUUUCUUUCUCUAUUCACACAACCCUCGGCCUCCACCACCACCACCACCACCCUCCCAAUCCAAAAAGAAUAAAGAAUACCCCCUACCUAACCACCCUGACGAGGUCUCUUCAAUCAAGGGAAAAUCGAAAGAAAGUAAAUCCCCAUUUCAUGCCUCAGCGUUGAGCAAUCUUGCUGUUUCAUUCAGUGUAAUGUGUUCAAUUGGAGAAAAAAAAAGAACACUUUCCAAAAUGUGAUGGCUCAAAGAAACAGGAGGUUGGUUAGUUAGUAGUGCAACCUUCUCUGAAAAAUGAGCGCUUUUGUUCUCCCCAACUUUUUACUAAUGACUGUGAACUUAAGCUGUUGGUCAGUCAGUCUUUACUCGUUUUUGUGGCAGUCACAAGUGGCGAGACUUGUUUUCUUUGAGUUACUUUUUUUUAUUUUACUUUUUUUGUUUCGUUCCUCUGCGAAAAAAAAGAACCAUUCCUUGCAAUUCACCUCCCUGCCCCCCCUUUAUUAUUUCCUUUAUUUUUUUCUUUUGUCUUUUUCUUUUUAAUCUGUCUUUGUUGAUCUUAUUACACUUGCGAUUGUACUUAAGUGCAUCUAGCGAGAGUGUUUUUUUUGUUUUGACAAAGAGGAUUGAUGUGGCAUCCCGCCAUGCGAUGAUGUGGUCGCCAUAGAUACCACAUUUAGGGGGGAGGGGAUCAUCCUGCUCGUAUCAUUCUGACCAGGGGAUGGAUUUAAAAAAAAUAAAAAAAUAAAAAAAGGAUACCAAAUAGAUCUGUAAGUGGACCAGACAUAUAUGCAUAUAUAUGUGUAUAUAUAAUUUUAUUUUACUUUUUUCAAUAAAAAAACAAACUUGUUUUUGGCAAAGCAUUUAACAGUUGGUGAGCUUGGUCUACAGUUAGAGAGAUGUAUGGUAGGACGUGUACUUCAGGCGAUAAGCUUUUAAGGCGUGUUGCAUAUGCAGACUUCAGAAAUACACUAAUAAAAGUUUUAAUUCUCAUGGUCA
This is a messenger RNA of Engraulis encrasicolus (European anchovy), 5380 nucleotides long. RefSeq names its product SMAD family member 2 (gene smad2). Gene Ontology annotation, cellular component: heteromeric SMAD protein complex. The record is from RefSeq and is a predicted model, not a curated record. Bases 838 to 2250 code for a protein of 470 amino acids. Gene Ontology annotation, molecular function: RNA polymerase II cis-regulatory region sequence-specific DNA binding; DNA-binding transcription factor activity, RNA polymerase II-specific; I-SMAD binding. Gene Ontology annotation, biological process: activin receptor signaling pathway; transforming growth factor beta receptor signaling pathway; anatomical structure morphogenesis. Lineage: Eukaryota; Metazoa; Chordata; Actinopteri; Clupeiformes; Engraulidae. The transcript has 12 exons.